Molecule: messenger RNA, 913 nt
Organism: Camelina sativa (false flax)
Lineage: Eukaryota; Viridiplantae; Streptophyta; Magnoliopsida; Brassicales; Brassicaceae
Source: RefSeq, a predicted model, not a curated record
ACAAAUCACAGCAUUCUUAUAAAUACAACAUGGGCGGGGGGUUGCACACAUAUCUUAACUUUAGUUAAUGUUAGCCAUGGCUCGUCUUAUCCCAAUUUCCCAACCGUUCUUCUCUUCAAACACUAAACCUCAACCACCACCAAUCCCCGCCGCUCAAAUCUCCGACCACCAAUCCCCACCGCAAAUUCUCUCUCGCAGAGACACCAUUCUCCUCUCCUCCACCGCUUCUCUUCUCCUCUCACUCUCCCCCACCGAUCCCGCUUCUGCCUUCUCCUUAGGAAUCUCAGGACCUAAAGAGUGGCUUAAAGAACAGAAGAAGAAGUCAUCAAGAUUCUUACUCGCUCCCAUUGGUGCAUCUCGUGAAGCUCUCCGAUCUGCUUACCUUUCGAUUACUAGUGAAUCUGAGUAUACGGAUAAAGAUUUGGAGAAUCUUCAGAGUCUGUUUAAGUCUUCUGCAAGAGACUGUGUUCCUAAUGAGAGAAGCUCUCUUGUGGACUUUCAGUCUAAAUCCGGAGUCGAGGUUUGUACAUUCAAGCUUGUUGUGAAGAAUGCUGCUUCAUUACUAGAUGAUAAAGACCCACUUAAGUUAGAAGCUGAGAAUAUACUCAGUGAUCUCGUUAGGUCUUUCGGUUCCUUGAUCGUGUUGUCGAAUGGGAUUGAUAUGAAUCUUCCUUCUGAUAGAAAAAAGGUUGCGGAUGCGGUUACUGAUGCUAUCUCUUAUCUUGACAAAUUUGAGAAGGGUGUUAAGGACUGCCUUGAGAUAUGAUCUGAGAUGAAGUCUAGUUCUCUAUUCCUUCUCUUCUUGUGAACUAGUUAUGGCUGUAUAGGUGUACCAACAACAUCUGUUACAAGUGUCUUGUUGAAAGAGAUCUCGUUUUAUAUAAAUAUAAUCAUAUGCUUGAUGCUUAGCUUC